Phaedon cochleariae (mustard beetle) is the source of this 2067-nucleotide messenger RNA. NCBI's taxonomy places the organism in Eukaryota, Metazoa, Arthropoda, Insecta, Coleoptera, Chrysomelidae. The record is from the annotation of a GenBank genome assembly.
GAAAUAAACGUCGCUAUGCCUGGCAAAAAGGAUCUUCUAUUGUUAUACGAUCGCCCUACAGAACCUAUUGUCGGCCUCAAGGGUCCUCAGAAUGCACAAUUCAAUGUACCUACUGAAUAUUUGAAAGACGAAUAUCAAUCAAUCGGUAGCCAAAUUGUGAACAGAUUUGGAGAAGAUGCUGGGGAAAAGAUAAAUGUCAACCAGAUAUCCCUACCGUCCUUGGGAGAAAUAGUAAAUCUACCCCGUGACGAGAAUUUCACUCUUUUCAUUCCAUAUCACAGAAGGCUUGCUGGAAGAUUGAUCGACAUAUUUUUAGGCAUGAGAGACACCGACGACCUCCUGUCCAUGGCCAUAUACGCUCGCGAGCGCGUCAACCCCAUCCUUUUCAACUACGCCUUCUCCGUCGCUCUGCUGCACAGGAAGGACACGCAGGACCUCGAUGUGCCCUCCGUCGUCCACUCCUUCCCUCACAAGUACUUCGACAGCAAGCUUUUCUCCAAGGCCAGGGAGGUGGCCCACAUCGUGCCGGAACGAUCCAGGACUCCCAUCGAAAUGCCCAAGGACUAUACAGCUUCAGACUUAGAAGAAGAACAUCGCGUAGCUUACUUUAGGGAAGAUGUUGGUGUCAACCUUCAUCAUUGGCACUGGCAUUUGGUGUACCCGUUCGAAGCUGCAUUGGAAGUAGUCAACAAAAAUCGAAGGGGAGAAUUAUUCUACUAUAUGCAUCAGCAAAUCAUGGCAAGAUACAAUGCUGAACGUCUUUGUAAUCGAAUGAAACGAGUGGAGAGAUUCACAAACUUCGAAGAACCUAUACAGGAAGCCUAUUUUCCGAAACUGGACAGCAUCGUUGCCAGCCGAACUUGGCCUGCUAGGGUGGCCAAUAUGCGCCUCAGAAAUCUCAGGAGAGAAGCUGAUCAGAUCACUCUGGAUGUUGACGAGAUGAGGAGAUGGAGGGACAGGAUUUUCGAAGCGAUUCAUUCUGGUGUUAUCAGAAAUGAAAACAACCAAAAUAUCCCAUUGACCGAAUUCGAAGGAAUAGACGUUCUAGGAAAUAUCAUAGAAGCCAGUAUUCUAUCGCCAAAUCAAGCUUACUAUGGAGAUUACCACAAUAUGGGCCAUACCAUAGCAUCUUACAUCCAUGACCCUGACAACAGACAUUUGGAAUCAUUUGGUGUGAUUGGAGAUUCAGCUACGGCAAUGAGAGAUCCAUUCUUCUACAGAUGGCAUGCGCAUAUCGAUGAUAUCUUCCAGAAUUUCAAAUCGACUCUACCCAGAUACACUGUUGCACAGUUGAAUUACCCCGGAGUGACAGUCCAAGAUAUCCAAAUUCAGACACUGGGCGGACCCACCAAUGUCUUCGAGACUUUCUGGCAACAGUCGGACGUGGACCUUUCCAGGGGCAUGGAUUUCCAGCCGAGGGGAACCAUCAAUGUCAGGAUCACGCAUCUUCAGCACAGGAACUUCAACUACAAGAUAAUUGUGAACAAUCAGUCGAACGCUGCGAGAGAGGGAACAUGCAGGAUAUUCAUGUCACCCAAGUACGACGAAAGGGGUAAUCCGUGGCUUUUCAGGGACCAGAAGGGCAUGUUUAUUGAACUGGAUAAGUUCAAGGUCAACUUGACACCCGGCUCGAACACCAUCAACCGCGCCUCCACCGAGUCCUCUGUCACCAUUCCCUUUGAGUCGACGUUCCGCAACCUGGACGACGCCAGGCCUACUGGUGGGGAUGCGCUUGCGCAGUUCAACUUCUGCGGCUGCGGCUGGCCGCACCACAUGCUCAUUCCCAGAGGCAACGAGAGGUUCGAGUGCCAGCUGUUCGUCAUGAUCUCGGACUACGCGGGAGACAGGAUUGACCAGAACAUCGAAGGACGAUGCAACGACGCAGGUAGUUACUGCGGCAUCAAGGAUAAGCUGUAUCCCGACCGCCGUUCCAUGGGUUACCCCUUCGACAGGCAACCCAGAACCGGAGUGGACACUCUCCAGCAAUUCCUGACUCCCAACAUGAGAGUGCGAGAUGUCAGCAUCAACUUCACCAACAGAACGAUCGGCCCUGCCCAAAGAAACUGA